Molecule: messenger RNA, 282 nt
Organism: Fusarium sp. VM40
Lineage: Eukaryota; Fungi; Ascomycota; Sordariomycetes; Hypocreales; Nectriaceae
Source: the annotation of a GenBank genome assembly
AUGCCUUUCUCCAUCUCAGACAUGACCAGAAAAGAUGAGACCGCCGAGAAAAUUCCCACUAAAGGUAACGGCCCAGGCGCCUUCCUCUCUCCAUCUGGCUUCGCAACAAUCGUCUUCUUCCCCUUUACAAUCUGGCACAGCACACGCAAUUCCAAGAAAACAGUCAAAGCAAUGAGGGAAGCCAGACAGGAAGAAGCAGAAAGGAUCGAUGCUGAGAGAUGGGAGGAGGCAAAGGAGGCUGAGAAGAUGAGAAAGGUACGGGAGAAGCUUGAUGCCGAUUGA